Messenger RNA from Cryptotermes secundus, 2410 nucleotides. Its product is annotated as peptidoglycan-recognition protein LC. NCBI's taxonomy places the organism in Eukaryota, Metazoa, Arthropoda, Insecta, Blattodea, Kalotermitidae. The record is from RefSeq and is a predicted model, not a curated record. Bases 40 to 1407 code for a protein of 455 amino acids. The transcript is spliced from 3 exons. Gene Ontology annotation, molecular function: zinc ion binding; N-acetylmuramoyl-L-alanine amidase activity. Gene Ontology annotation, biological process: peptidoglycan catabolic process.
UGGUGGGUUACGUGACGUGGUAAUGUAGGAAACGCGGGAAUGGUGGAGUGGAGACAUGACGCAGCGCGCGUGGAGGUCCGAGAUUCUGCACCCGGAACAAAACACGACGAUGUCAGCGAGGGAGAAGGAGAAGGGAUGGAGGGUGUCAGUCACUGGCGUGAACAAGUGGCAAUGAAAGACGCCGAGGGGGAGGAUAGUUCUGAAUCUGGCACGGACAUCUUCUGUGACGACGACGACGACGAUGAUGAUGAUGAUGAUGAUAGUGACCUGAAGAACGAUUCUGCCUGCGCUAGUAACGCUAUACAACUAGCCGCGCAAAAAUCAACGGAAUCUCGACCAAGUUUCGGUAAUAUAGUUGUAAACAGUUCGUCAGAUGUUCAUUUUGGUAAUAAAACGUUUUAUAACGGACCGGUAACAAUUAAACAAUUUGUGUACACGACAAAGAACGGAAGUGUAGAUGUUCACCACAGUGAAACUGGUGAUAAAGAUGGUGAUUCGCAAGUGGAUGUGUCUAGUGGAUUGCCUAAUGGCAAGGUAAAGGAUCCUACACCUGAGGAUGAAAAUGUUCCACGGGCCCCAUCUGCACACACAUUAAUUAAUGAACCUUCUCCAGAAGUGAAGGGGAGUUUGCUUCCAAUAUGGCAACCUUCCGGAAGUGAGCAAGCGUCACUUCCGGAACGCAAGGGCACAGUGGCGCACUGGAUGCACAAAGUGGUGAGGACGAGGCGAUGUAUAGCAAUAUUCGCAACGCUCAGCACAUGCGCACUGGUGCUGCUGGUGACGUUACUCGUGUUACUGCCGCACCAUGACGAGGCUAAAGGUACGUCGGUUCGACUCCCCGAGGACGGCAACAUAUCCCCAAGGUUCACUUACCAGGCAACAAACAACACAGGAAGCGGAAAGCUGAGAAUAGUCAAUCGGCGGACAUGGUUGGCGCAGCCCCCUGUCAAGGCUAGUAAUCCUCUUCACCACCCGGUCCCAUAUGUGGUGAUCCUCCACACGGCUACGGAAAACUGUUCGACUCAGGCAGAUUGUAUCUUCAUUGUGCGUCAUGUGCAGACCUUCCACAUCGAGAGCAACGGUUGGAACGACAUCGGCUACAGUUUCCUGGUGGGUGGCGACGGGAACGCAUAUGAGGGCCGCGGAUGGGACACGGAAGGCGCCUUCGCGCUUGGUUACAACAGGAAAGCUAUUGGUAUAGCCUUUAUUGGGACAUUUACAUCAGAUCUGCCGGUAUCGAAGCAGAUCCUAGCUGGAAAGCAGGUGAUUGAUCUGGGAGUGGAGUUGAAGAAGAUCGCGCCCGAUUACAAACUUUUGGCUCAUCGACAGUUGUCACCCACAGAGAGCCCUGGUCAAGCGUUUUUUGAAGUUCUGAAGACUUGGCCACACUGGGCCGAAAACCCAUAAAACCAUAAGUCAGCACUAUAUGUGCAUCCUGGCUCUUACUGACAUGACAUUUCAUUAGUGAAACGUUGUGGCAUUUUGAUUCAGAAAAUCAAAGCGUUUUCUAAGUGAUUAUGAAUAAUGGAAACAGUAAGUAUCGUCUGUGUCAAUAUUCAAGACUUGAUAUGUAUGGCCGCCCAUUUGCCUCAGCGAGUAUAAAUUUACGGCAGUCAUAGCCAUUAAACGGUCAUAUGAGCAGUUGAUCUGUAGCAUGUGGUACAGUCUGUGAGAAACAAAAAUGCAUUUGUUGAGGAAUCUAUAGAGGCAUACGUUAUUAAUAUUACACCCUGAACACUUUUAGACCUCAGUUCAGCACCUUCAGUAGAAACAUACGACUUUAGUAAAUUUUCACGAUCUCAUUAAGAAAAUGUCAACCUUUUUUAGUAUAUAUUUCAUUGCUUAUCAAUUCCUUUUCCAUGAUUUCUAUUUCUAUGCUUAAAAUUUUUAUAAAUAUAGUCAUUUUAUAAGAUAUCACUAAUAAAAUAAGUAUUAGGUUACUAUCAGAUAUCGUUUCGAGACCUUAACAUUCAUAUUUUAAAACCCUUCCUAUAACCAGUGCCAGAAAUCGUAACCGUAGGUCAGAAGGCCUGCAGGUGGUUUAAAAUGGUUUGGCAACGAAAUUGCAACAUUGAUGUGUACAAGUCACACGUAAUAUGUUUCUAAGGUUCUGUAGUGGUGCAUAGUUUCGGUUUGGCGAGUAACCUUGGAAUUAUUCCUCAAGGCCUGAAUAACACUAAUAAUAUCAAAAUAUCUGAAACCAGGAAAAUAUUUUAACAAUACUGGAAAGGUGUAGUCCAGUUUUGUGUAUAUGUGUUUUACAUAUGCGUUCUUUGCUAUUUUCCGUAUAUCAUUGGCCUUUAUGUUCGUAUACUGCAGACACAAGCUUAUUGGUAAUAAAACUGAAAAGUCUGUGACAUGGUACAUUGGUACAAAUAUUAAGUUUUUGGACAUUAUCCAUUGUCUUGUC